CUCAGACAUCCAAGGAACUUAGACAGUCUUUGCCCAGCCCCGUACCGGUGCCAGUCCCCAAGCUUGAAGUAACAGACGUGCACUUGCUUCCUUUCCUCGGCUGCCCCACAGGUUAUGCAGCUUGGUCCCCCCCGCUCUCUGUGGUACCUCCUGCAUCUCACAAGCCCAGCAAGUGCUCUGCAGACUGUGUUCAUCGGCGACGGGUUGAACUUGUCAGAGCGGCCGUGCGGGUGCAAUAUGACAGUACUCCAUUUGGGACGUCUGGAUAUCCAGCGAGAAGGACUAGGUUGUACACGUUCCUCCAUGCGAGUCAAGUCAUCUGCACAAUUCACGACCGGCCGGACUGCUACGGGGACAUUACGUUCGUUCUUCUAAAGCUCCCUUGCGAGUCAACGCCAGAUAUCCUUCCUGCGCUCCAAGUUCGAACGCUACCAGCGCAGACUGAUCAUACGUCGCUGCUAUCCAUCCAGGGCCACACCUCCAAUAUCCGAUCUUGAAAUGGAGUAUAAAGCAGGCCAGUCGCCUUCAACUACUGCCGUCAGUCCUUUCCUCUGCAAGAAAUGGAAGCGCAUUGGCAGCAGUUCCUAGAAUACUCACAACCUUUGGAUGAUGGAGGGCUUUCUGACAGGCCACUCCCCACACGCACGUCGCCGCAUACGUUCGCAAUGAACGUCGCUGCGCCUGAGGCUCACCACCUGGAAGAUACCCACUACGACAAUCCAGAAUCCGGAGUUUGGACGACUACUAUGAAACUCUGGGGUUCGCGGGAGUUCGACCCCAUGGACGAUCAUGUCUACACACCCCGCCUACCUACCACAGAAGGAUACGCGGCCUUCAGCUUCAGCAGUGACCCUUAUGUGCAAUCUCCUUACAUGCCGUCGAUUGAGGACCGCCAAUACACCAUUGCUUCCACGGGCUCGAUGGACUCUUAUUCUGAUGUGUCGAUGCCGCAUGCCGCAUCUUCCGUUCCUGCGUACAAUUCCCCGGUGGUCUCUCCAACAUAUGUGUCUUCUCCGGCCUCGAUGUACCAAGACUUGGCCCCAAUCCCCGGUGGAGACGCGCCCGAGAUGCAGAUGCCGGUUCACAGGGACUCGAUCUCGGACAGAACCGACUCCGACCCCGAGUCUGUCGUAACUCCCUCCGAUGCAAUUCCUUCUGGCGCAGGCGCAUUCGACGUCGUUCUGGAGGCAGAAUCGCUGGUAUACCGUGUAGGAGCAUCCAACGAUCUGGUUUGCGUAUAUGGUGGUCAGAGGCUGCUCAGGCAACGGUCGUAUACGAAUAGAUCAUGCAAGCGGUACAGCACUGAAGACCUGGAUCGCAUCAAGUAUGAGUUUGGCUGCAGGCUGGACAGGGCACAGCUCGGCAAGAACGGUAGUGGCAUCGCGGAGUACGACUCCCAAGGAUUUCCAAACAAGACCUUCGGUCAGAAGGCAUCUUUCCGGCUUGAAUUCGAAGGCUAUCCGCCGUACACCUUCCAGAUCAAUGUAACCGGUCUUAAAACGGGUCAGCCUACAAAAGGUCGCUUCGCGCAGCUUACGGCUCGUGUGAUGGAGCGCUUCAUUAACGAAUGCCCCCAGAUGUGCGGACGAAGGUUCCCAUACGAGCUGAAGGACCUGGUAUUGCGCGAGAUCGUACUGAUCCCGGAAGCCAGCGUCCAGCCCUUCUUCGCUCUCUCGGAGGACGCGCAAGCAUAGACGUUCCUACAUCUUGCGCUAUCCUUCUCCUUCAGAUGUGCUUUGCGCACAUCGCACACGUCCUGCCUGAUGCAGACUGUAGAGCAAUACCGAUACGCUGCCUUCUAUCGUUAGACGUACUUGAAACGACAUACCGCCUACUAUCACGUACCUACCUAUAUAAUCGGCUUCACCCACGAUCUAGAAUAAUGUCCACGACUGGGGCGUGCCUCUGGGGUGUAUCUUUAGCAAUGGUGUCGUCACUUGAGUGGCUAUCGGUGCGGGGCCUCACAAAUGCUGC
Molecule: messenger RNA, 1974 nt
Organism: Dichomitus squalens LYAD-421 SS1
Lineage: Eukaryota; Fungi; Basidiomycota; Agaricomycetes; Polyporales; Polyporaceae
Exons: 6
Coding region: 561-1694 (377 amino acids)
Source: RefSeq, a predicted model, not a curated record